Messenger RNA from Babjeviella inositovora NRRL Y-12698, 1374 nucleotides. RefSeq lists its product as uncharacterized. NCBI's taxonomy places the organism in Eukaryota, Fungi, Ascomycota, Pichiomycetes, Serinales. The transcript is spliced from 2 exons. The record is from RefSeq and is a predicted model, not a curated record. The coding region runs from base 1 to 1374 and encodes 457 amino acids.
AUGGAAGCGCCAUUAAACUGGUCAGACCUACCUGAUGAGAUUAUCGAGCGAAUCUUCUCGUUCCUCCACCUUAAACAUGUUACCCCAUUCCUUGCCGUUCCCCAGUUGCAGCGCAUCGCGCUCAACCGGUAUUACUCGCGGAUCCAUAUUUACAAUGACAUAGACUCUACAAAGCAUGAGUACCAGAAUAUGACGGUAGAGGAGUUCAGUGAUUUUGUCCUCGACCCUAGGUUUACCAAUCUCCGAAUCAGCAAGCUCGUGUUGAGUUUCCCCCAGACUUUACCGCCGCACGUGGUGCAGAGGAUACAACAGGCCACAUAUCUCGAAAUCGACUGGUGCCAGCCGGAAAAUGACAUUGAUCCGCAUGAGGUUCCGUUAUUCGAAAACAUACGCCACUUUGAUUUGGAAUGCCAUAGCGUUGACUGGGGAUCGAUGGUAUUUCCACCACGGAUGGAGGAGCUCAAUAUCUCGGUCGACAGGGAUUACGCGUCAGGACAUGGCCGGGUUAGAUUCCCUCGCUCCCUAAAGGCUUUGAGUUUAUCUGGCGUAGCGUGGACGAACAGCCUAUGCGAUGGAGUUCCGAAUUUAGAAGAACUCGAAGUGGAGGACCCCUUGUUUUUCCGGUAUCCCUCCCGAUUGAAAACCCUUCGGUUGUGGGCCGACAAACUUCCCGAUCUCUACGGGCUAGAGCUACCCUCAACGUUAACCAGAUUAUUUCUUGAGUGCAGCCUUCUAGGAAGUUUGGCUGGCGUUGUCCUUCCUCUGACCUUACGAGAAUUACAUCUUUUUACCUCCACAUCCCUCACAGAGCUUGGAAUAGACUUGAACGAUGGCUUGCGAGUUUUUACAAUCGACGAAUCCAGCUUGACCUCUGCUGCAAUGGAAGUGAUCACGUAUCCGAGGUCGUUACGGACCUUGUCCGUCGAAAGGAGCCGUAUAACGACGCUUGAUUUCGUGCAACGCUUGCCUUCCACUUUGGUAGAACUCAACAUGGUGGACAACUACAUAGGCUCCGGUGAGGAAAUUUCCUUGAUGUUUAGUCCUAAGUUCACCCGUGUGGCAUUCCCCGCAGGUUUGAAAGCGCUUAACUUAAGUAAUAACGCAAAACUUUUUACCGGCUAUGACUUGGAGCAGUUUGUGUUCCCGGAUGGUCUUGCGAACAUAAACCUCAUCGGUACCGGGCUAACAGACAUCGUGGGUGUAAAUGUGCGGGGCAUAGAACUCAAGUUGGACAAGCUGGCCGCUGCGACACUUUUAAAAACGAAAGCAGAAAAGAUGAGACUGAAGCUCCAGGAGAUCAAAAAGAGAAAACGUCUUGGAACAAAGAGCUUGGAUUCAGAUCCAAACGUAGUUACCAACGGGCAUGCUCCAUGA